AUGCAACAAACGCAAAUCUCUCGAUCAUCAUCCUCCGAUCGGUUAAGUAAUUCAACUUCCUCUCGAGUUGUAAUUCAAAAUGACCAAACAUUACCGUUGAAUAUCAUGCCAUCGUCAGUUGUAACAACUAGAACUCAAUCUACAACUUAUACACAAACUAUUCAAGGCAUUCCAUCAUCAUUUCCAUCGAAAUCUAUUCCAUCAUUUGCUGAAACUCAAGUAUUAUCUGUUUACUAUCCAACUAAAACUCCAAUACCUCCAUCCAAUAAUGAUAAAUGUACAUUUUAUGAACAACAAGACCGUGAGCCAAUGCGUUAUCGUCUGUCGUAUGAUCCAUUGUCGCUAACAAAAUCAACUCAAACAUCCCUAUCAUCAACACCAUUAUCAACACAUAGCUCAACAUUAAUUAUUCAUGCAAAUGAUAAACGUAAUCCUAAUUAUAAACAAUGUGUUAAACUUCAUUCAGGUAGUCAAAAUCUAUCAAAUGAUAUUAUAAAUCAAACGGCAUCACCCAAUGAACUUCUCGAAGAAUCACAGUAUUCCUAUGAAGAAUAUAUUUUAGAUGUUGAUGACAAACAAAAUCGAGCCGCAUCAGCAUCAUCUUCCGAUUCAUCGGCCACAACUGUUAUUACUCAAAAUAAUGAGCUCAAUUCUUCGAAUCGAGAAAAAUCGGUUGUUAUCAAUAAUCAACGAAUAUCUAGUUGGCCGCCUGUUCCAGAUGAUGUUGUAGCUAUAGAUGUUCAAUAUGAAAAUGAUGAAAAAAUACGUUUAUCACAAUCACAAGUUUCUGAUAGGUCAGCUCGCGUAAUACCAAUAUUGGUAACAAGUAAUCUUAUUGAAAAAACGAAUGUAACAUCAAAUAAUCUUCCUCGUAUAAGUACGAAUGAAAAAAAUCCAUUAACUCCUAAUAAUUCACAUCCAGUGAAUCAAUCAAAAUGGCUUCAAAAUCAUAUAGAUAAAUCUGACGUUCAAACUAAUACAACAUCAAGUCGUGUGAAUACAUUACGUUCAAUAUUUGAACAGUCCAAUGCGUCGUCAUCAGGUUCAUCAACAUCAGCAAGUCCGAUGAAUCAACGACGUCGAAUAGAAUCAGAAGAAAGUUUAGCUAAGUAUGGUGAUGAAAUUCGUUUUCGUACAAAAGAUUUGAAAACAUCAAUGAUUCAUCGUGCAGAACCAGCUCGAAUUAUUCCAUGUGAAACUGGUUCAUCUGUUCGUAAUACAAAAGACGAUCAAUCGACAUCACCAUUUACACUUGAUCAAAUACAAGAGAUUACUGGUAAACAAUUGAAAGGUCUUAACGAUGCUGGGCAGUAUUUACAGGAUGGACAUACAUGGCAAUGGAAUGAAAUCUUUUGGUUAAGUUUAACAAAUUCUCAACGAGAUCAAUUAAAAACUCUUGAAUAUGAAUUACAUAAAAAUAAACACGACACAAGACUAUCUUCGUCACUUGAUGACACAAAACCAUAUAAAUCCACCAUAAAUGUAACCGGAGCUGGAGCAUGGCAACAACAAAAUUCAUCGACUGGCUUCACCAAAUAUUCUAGAUUACAUACAAUCAAUGAAACACAUCCAGCUGUUAGUGUUCUUGAUGCAAGUCCUUCAAAACUGAACUCACAAGAUUCCAUUAAUCAGAAGACAGAUCUUCAAAGAGAAACUAUUGAAAAAUCAUCUUCAGCGUCUGUUCACCAAGCUCAAAUUGAUCCACUAAGCUAUGAACAAUUCAUCUAUGAUUAUCUAACAACACAUGGAAAGCAUCUACGUUCUAAUAAUAAUUCGCUAAUUCUUUCUAUUGAUGAUCAACAAAUUUAUUUACCUUCGUCAUACGAUCCAUCGAAUUUAACAAAACAUCUUUAUAUCGAUCAAGAUUUAAUACCAUUCGAAACUGUGACCAAUCAAUUAGUUAUAUUUGUAUACGGAGAACCCAUUCUACUACCAGUCGAUCGAUGGUCAUUCUAUCGAAAAAAAUAUCAAAAUGCACAAUGGAUACGUACACUUAAACGUAUCAACCAAAACAUACCAUCACAAUUAAUCUCAACCAUUGAACAAUGGCUUGCUGCUCAUACAACAUUAACUUUGGAUACGCAUACGAUAGAUGUAGAUGGAUUAACUAUUCCACUGAAAGGUGCAUUAGGUUUACAAUUACAUGAAACUCAACAAUUGGAAAUCAAUUAUUGGAAUGAAUUAUUUAACUAUCUCAUUCGUAUGGGCUAUGUUUCCUAUGAUAUGAAUGAAAAAAUUGUUUCUAUAGCUAAUAGUGAACUUGAUGUUCGGCGGGUUUUGAUAGCUCGGUCAUUGGAACUGAUUGAACGCGUAGCACGAUAUCUUCGAACAUUAAAUAAUAUUCACGUUGAAAAUGAUGAUUUGUUCUUAACGGAAAAUUUCGUUUUACCCAAGGAAUAUAUUCUUCCUUUAUUGAUGAAAUACGAUCAAGAAAAAAAUUUUAGUGCUAAUGAAUUAGCCGCUCUUCUACUAGAAAUAUCUUAUAUUGUUGAAGAUGAAACAAAUCAAAACAUUAUUUUAACAUUUAAUAAUCAAACAUUAGAAGUAAUUCAUUAUGAAAAUCAUAUGGAUACAUUAAUACAAUGGCUUAAUGGAUUAAAUCAACAGAAAUCAAUUGAAAUAACCGAACAAAACGAUAUUUUUAUUCAUGCUACAAAUGAACAAAAUCAACAACAAAAAAUAUUCAUUAAACAUGAACACAUCGAUGCUUAUAUGAAAACUAAACAUAAUAAUAAAAUAGUCGAUAUUGUCGAUAUCGAUGAUAUAGCAAAUAUUUUAUGUUCAUAUAAUUAUGUUCAAUAUUCAUCGGGUCAAUUAAUAUUUCCUAUACAAAAUAUUAUAUUAAACACAAAUGAAUUACGUUGGUUACAAUCGAUUCUACAUUCGAUUCAACCUAACGAACAAACCAAACAAAGUGAUAUAGAAUUAUUCGAUGAACAUGACGCACAAAUACUUCGAAUACCUUUCAAAUAUAUGUCUCCAACAAAUGAUAGACAAAUUGUAGCAAAUUAUUUAUUUCAAAAUGGCCUUAUUCAAUACGAUAUCAACACCGGACAUUACACUUAUCGCUACAUACCACCCGAUGAAUCUAGUCCUACGACAGAAGAAUAUACAAAUCAAAAUCAACUACUAUCUUCACAGAUUCGAGAGAUUCAUGUAGAUAAAACGAAUCAAUCUAUUCAACUGGAAUUUGUUCAUGAGCCAAAUCAUUAUCUUUUAUUACCUUCGAAUUGGUAUAAAAAUAUUUUAGAACAUCAAUUUAAUCGUUCGCAUAUCAUCGAUAUGUUGUUAACAAAUGGUGGUAGUUUCGAUCAAGAAGACAAUUUUAUUUUUAAUGGUCGUUCAUAUUCGUUAAAACCUUCGAAUGAACACACACUAGACGCAGAAAUAAAGCAAAAAAAAAAUCUUAUCGAUUAUUAUGUUGAAUAUAUAGACAAUCAAGGUGAAAUAAAAUAUGAUAGUGUAAAUCGUAUUAUCAUAUUAGAGAAUCUCGUCGAUGGUUCGAAGUUAUAUUUAACACCCGAACAUACAGAAUUUCUACAGAAAAAUAAAUUUCGAGGAGACGAUAUGAAAUAUUUACUAAUGAAACAUAGUCAAGUAAAACAAGAUGAAUUUCAAAAUUGGUUACUCUAUUACAAUAAUCAAUCUGUUCGGAUUCCAUCGUUGAACGUUGAAAAUAAAAAUCAAGCCGAAUUAUAUGAUCAUUAUCAUCGAAUUAUUGAUUAUAUGUAUAAUCAUAAUUUAAUAAUUUAUGAUAAACGUUUGAAAUUAAUUCAAAUACAUUUUUCUAAUCAAACAUUAACAAUACCAUUGAAUCAAUUACAAUCGAUAGUCAAUCUAAAAUCUGAUCAAAUCCUACCCUUUACCAGUUAUCAAUUCUCACAAUGGCUAUUGAAAAAUUCUGAUCAGAUUAAUUAUUUAAAUAACGAACACAUACAAAUUAUGUAUAAAGAUAAGUUCUAUCGUUUGCCAUUGGAUGUUUCCGAAUAUCAAUCUUUUGCACAUGAAGAAGAAUCGAUCGAUUCAAAAUUAAAAUUAAUUUUUCCAUUUAAUACAUCUUUACGACUUAUACAAAAAACACCAUCGACAACAACAUUAGAUAUCGAAGCACCGUCGAUGGAAAACAAUUAUUCUGUUGAUCCAUUAUUAAUGCUUGCUAAUUAUAUACAUCGUGCCGGAACAGUAUAUCAAGAUGAUUUAGGUCGUUUAAUUAUAAAAAUGAAUCACAAUGAAAUUGUUGUACCACGCAUUGAAGCUAUAAAUGCUAUUGAAGCUAUAAAUGCAUCACCACAACGUACUGGAACUAUCAUUACACGUUUAAUUGCUCGUAUUGGAAAAGUCGAAUCGAAUAAAAUGGGAGGAUUAUUGAUUACCGUUGGUAAAAGCGCAUUUGAAUUACCAAAAGAAGCUAUUGAUCGUUCAAAUAAAAUACCCAUUGAAAAUGAUUCGAAAUUUAAAAAUCCACCUUUAACAACACGUCGUCAGCAAACAACUAGAUCCCCUAUUUUGCCAUUAUUACAACAUUCUAAAUCAGCCAGUAACUUAUCAUCGGCGAGUACGGAAGAACAAUCAUGGUUUAAUGAUGAUCAGCAAAUUCGCUAUUCGAAAGAUGGUCGUGGUGAUGCAAGAUAUUUAAAUUUAAAUCAGCUGAAUAACUUCGAACAAAAGGAUACACGCAAUCAAUCCAGUUCAGAUUUAAAACCAUGCUUACUGAUUAUACCCGAUGAUGAGAAAGCACUAGCUUCAAAUCGUACAGUACGUUUCUAUAUUCAAUAUAUUAAUGAACGUGAUUCGACAUCGAAUAGUAAUUUAAAUUCAUUGAUGAAGUCGUCAAGUGAAUAUUCAGGCCAAGUAACAUCAGCACAACUCAUUUUUCCGCAAAAUUAUCAAAAUAUUGCACUUCGACAAGCACCUGUUUAUGUUUAUAAACAAGGUGACAAUAAAAUUUAUUAUGAAAAUCUUGCUAAAUAUUUAUCUAUCGAACAAACUUAUCUAUCGCCACGUAUUGUUCGUCGUAUGUUAAAAUUUACAUCUGCCAAUGAAUUUUUCGCUUAUUUAAAUAAGAAAAUGUCAGCAAACUAUGCUGAACAACUUGUUCAACAAAGCGAAGAGCAAAAUAAUCAACUAAGAUCAAGAUCACAAGAUAACUUGAAUAAAAUGCAAAAUAUAGCAACAAAAUUUUCAUCGAAUAACUAUGAACAACGUCGAUCACCACAAUCAACGAAUGGUACAGGUGAUCAAAGUUUAAUAGCGUCAGACAAAACUGUCACAUUGCCGCGAAGUGUAACUUUAUCCGGACAGAGUAAUGAUGGAGAAAGUGAAAGUCGUGUAACUGUUUCGCGUAGUGCUAGUGCUGUCGCAAGUACGAAAGUGGUUACAAGUAAAUCUGAUACAAUAAAAUCAACUACAUCAUCGUCAACACCCUCAAGUCGAGAGAAUCCAACUGUAUUAUCAUCAGCAACAGUGACUCGAUCGAAAAGUUUGGUCUCACCAAAUCGUACAAAUGGUACCAAAGGUGCAGAAGAAGAAGUAAAAAAGGAGAAAAAAUCUAAAUUUCGAACACCAUCAUUUCUCCGAAAACGUAAAGAAAAGAAAGAAGCUGCUAACAAAGAUAAAAGUGAAAAAUGA
This is a messenger RNA of Rotaria socialis, 5628 nucleotides long. The record is from the annotation of a GenBank genome assembly. Lineage: Eukaryota; Metazoa; Rotifera; Eurotatoria; Philodinida; Philodinidae.